CGGGCAUGGGGGUGACAGGGACGCAGGGAGGGCAGGGUUGAGCGGCAUGUGGGCAGCUCACAGCCAGCCCUAGAGGACCUGCUGUCUUGUCUGGUCUUCCCGUAAGGCCGAGAGACGGGGUGUCAGACAAGGGUGUGAGUGCCCUGCUUUAUGCCCAACAUCCUGCGGGGUCCACCUGCUGCCCCCAUUCUACGGAGGGAGAGGCCACGGCCCCUGGGUCUGCAGCAGCCGGUGCUCAGCCGUGGGCUCUCUCUGGCCUCGUUCAGGGCCUUGCAGCGGGGAGCCAGCUGGCUGCUGGGCGGCGGCCUCCUGCCCUUCCCACUGGUGUCCAGCCCCCAUUCGGCAGAUUUCAGCCACGCCUCUGUGCAGCCACCUCUCAUCCCUCUUGGUGUCCCCUCCCAGGUGCUCUCAGACUUACCCUGCCCUUGGAUUGGCCCUGGGGUCCUUGUGAUGAUUUGUUGGGUGUUGGGGUGGCUUGUGGGUGACAGCAGGUGCUCUGCAGCCACACCAGCCCUGCUCCUUGGUGACCCUGCCUCUGUGUGUGCUGGGGCCCCAGGGUGUGCGGCAGGCAGUGGCAAGACCGGCACAGGGCGCCUGUCUGGAGCUCUGUGGGCCGGGCAGGGGUCCCCAGUCUUGGGGUCCUGGUAACCCGAAUGCGGGAGCAGUUCUCUGUGUGACUUGGAAAUAGGGCUCUGGCCGGCUGGGCUGGGUCAGGAACCAAGUGGUGGGUCUCAGCGGGCUUGGAGCCAUGGGGUCUGCCGUCAGCUCUCAGCCCUGCUAUUCCCGCCUGGGUUUGGCCCCUUGUGUGGUGCAGCCUCCGCAGUGCCUCCCAGAGGGCUUUGCCCACCACCGGAAGAGGAGGGCUGGGCUGGGAGCCCCAGGGCCAGCCUGCCAGAGGCACUGCCCCCCGUGGCCUGACCCUCGAGGCCAGAAAAGGGGUGGGGACUUGGGAAGGGCCCAGAGGCCGGGCUUUAGCGUGGCCUAUACUCUGUGCUCAUGCGGCUUCGUCAUCUCAGCCACACAGUGGAAAUGCCGCAGAUGCCGUCCGCCAAUGAACCAUGAGCAGAGCUCAGCCACCACACAGGGAAGUCAUCUGCGGGUGCUGCGUGGUGAAAGCAAGGUGCCCAUGGGAGAAGCCGGACGAGGGACCGGGUGUUGUGUGAUCCCGUGUCCAAGAUGUCCGGGACUGGCAGGUCCCAGAGACAGGCCUGAGUGGUGGCUGGGGCUGGGGAGCCCUGCUGCCCCUUGACCCUGUGUGGCUGGUGCUGUCUCCCUGUCCCCAGAUGUGGGCUGUCUGGCUUCCCACCUGUCAGAUGCUUUGGGGGUCAGCUCUCUGUUUUCCCAGGUUCAGUGUGGAGUCUGGCUUGACUCGCAGGCAUUUAGAGGCCUCCGAUGUGCUCCUCAGGUCCCCAGGGUGCUCACGGCGCCCACCUCACCGGUGCAUGGUGGGUUUAUGGUGUGUGAUGUAAAGAGAGGUUUCGGGAGUGCCUGGAACAGGCAGCCCCCUGCCCUGUGGUUGGGAGGUGGAUUUAGGAGCCGUUGCCCUGGGUGACAGCUCCUCUGUGCUCUAUCUGCCGUUUCUGUGGUGUGGGUAGCCCUUGCUUAGGAAACCGAGGCAUGGAGGGGUCUCCCUCGGCCCCAGCCAGUCAGUCGUGGGGCUGGGACGUGAGCCCUGGCUGGUGGCUGCCGCCCAUGUGCUUCUUGCUCCUCCAGGUCUGUGGCCUUGUGACCCAGACCCCACGCCACGUGCCUUCUGUGUGCCAGGGCCGGCAGGGACCCCGACAUGGAGCUGCGGGAGGAGGCCUGGUCCCCGGGGCCGCUGGAUUCUGAGGACCAGCAGAUGGCCAGUCAUGAGAACCCAGUGGACAUCCUCAUCAUGGAUGACGACGACGUCGCCAGCUGGCCCCCCACCAAACUGUCCCCGCCCCAGUCGGCGCCCCCGGCCGGCCCCCCGCCUCGGCCGCGACCACCUGCCCCUUACAUCUGCAACGAGUGCGGCAAGAGCUUCAGCCACUGGUCCAAGCUGACGCGGCACCAGCGCACGCACACAGGCGAGCGGCCCAACGCGUGCGCCGACUGCGGCAAGACCUUCUCGCAGAGCUCGCACCUGGUGCAGCACCGGCGCAUCCACACGGGCGAGAAGCCCUACGCCUGCUCCGAGUGCGGCAAGCGCUUCAGCUGGAGCUCCAACCUCAUGCAGCACCAGCGCAUCCACACGGGCGAGAAACCCUACGCCUGCCCCGACUGCGGCCGCAGCUUCACGCAGAGCAAGAGCCUGGCCAAGCACCGGCGCUCCCACAGUGGCCUCAAGCCCUUCGUGUGCCCGCGCUGCGGCCGCGGCUUCAGCCAGCCCAAGAGCCUGGCGCGCCACCUGCGGCUGCACCCGGAGCUGUCGGGGCCUGGCGUGGCGGCCAAGGUGCUGGCAGCCAGCGUGCGCCGGGCCAAGGCGCCCGAGGAGGCGGGGGCGGCGGCGGACGGCGAGAUCGCCAUCCCGGUGGGCGACGGCGAGGGCAUCAUUGUGGUGGGUGCGCCGGGCGAGGGGGCCGCGGCGGCCGCGGCCAUGGCAGGCACGGGGGCCAAGGCGCCGGGGCCCCGCUCGCGGCGCGCCCCGGCGCCUAAGCCGUACGUGUGCGUGGAGUGCGGGAAGGGCUUCGGGCACGGGGCAGGGCUCCUGGCCCACCAGCGCGCCCAGCACGGCGACGGGCUCGGGGCGGCGGGGGGCGAGGAGCCCGCGCACAUCUGUGUGGAGUGCGGCGAGGGCUUCGUGCAGGGCGCGGCGCUGCGGAGACACAAGAGGGUGCACGCCGUGGGCGUGCCGUCGGUGUGCAGCCGCUGCGGACAGAGCUACUACCAGGCCGGCGAGGAGGUCGUGGACGAUGCGGAGGCGGCCGGAGGGCGGUGCAGCGAGUGCCGCGGCGGGGAGGGCCGGUAGGGGCGGGGCCCGGGGUGGCAGGGUCCCUCGGACCCGGCGGGGACGACGGCGCAGGACCCGGGGCGGAGACGGACAGAGCUCGCGGUCCUCGGAGCCGUGGCGCCCAGGCCACUCCCGCCCCCUGCCCCCGCCCGCCGCCUGCGUUCUUGGCCGGCCCGGGAUAGACAAUGUGAGACCGAGAGACACUGGGACCUCCGGCGGACCCCCCGCCCCCUUUUCUCCUGGUCGGAGGUGUGGACGGCAGCCGGUCCCCCGUUUAGAGGGGCCUCGCGGAGGGCGGGUCAGGGGCCUCCGCCCUUUCUGUUUUCUUAUACCGCCGCCCGGCUCUGCCCGCCGUUAGUUUUUCUCUUGGCCCCGCGGGCCCCACGCAGGUCCUCGCCCCGGUCCCUCCCCUCCUGGGUGUGGGGUAGUGGAGGAGCGCCAGAGCAGAGCUGGGCCCCGUUCCAAGAGUGCCCCUCAGAGAGCGGGGUCCCGUCUCUGUUCCUGGCCUGGGUGCGGUUGGGGCGGGGUGCGGAGGCAAUAAAUGGCACUAUCCUGUC
Messenger RNA from Manis javanica (Malayan pangolin), 3471 nucleotides. Lineage: Eukaryota; Metazoa; Chordata; Mammalia; Pholidota; Manidae. The record is from RefSeq and is a predicted model, not a curated record.